Molecule: messenger RNA, 2820 nt
Organism: Sinocyclocheilus rhinocerous
Lineage: Eukaryota; Metazoa; Chordata; Actinopteri; Cypriniformes; Cyprinidae
Product: rho-related BTB domain-containing protein 1-like
Exons: 9
Coding region: 1-2082 (693 amino acids)
Molecular function (GO): GTPase activity; protein binding; GTP binding
Source: RefSeq, a predicted model, not a curated record
AUGGAAGGCCCAACGAGGGCUUCAACGAUGAUCUUAGCAGACGUGCCAAACUGUCCUCAACUCCACAAGCUGACGCGCACUGAUGCAGGCACAACUGAAGCCAUCACAGACACACUGUCUGUCAGAUCUGCUCUCAUCCCUGAUCUCCAGUGUCCAGUCCCAGCCGGAUUCUUCCUGCUGACAGGAACGCUGAUUAGUGCAAUCUUUUCCGUGCUGUCAACGGGUCAAUGUCAGGCUGACAUUGAGAUCGCAGUUUUCAUUGGAUGGUUACUCGAUUUACUUCUCAACUUUUACUUUCGAAGGUCUGACGUCGUGGUUCUCUGCUUUUCCAUCGCCAACCCCAACUCCCUACACCAUGUUAAAACCAUGUGGUACCUCGAGAUCAAGCACUUCUGUCCUCGCACACCUGUCAUUUUGGUCGGUUGCCAGCUGGACUUGCGCUACGCUGACCUGGAGGCAGUCAAUCGAGCUAGGCGACCAUUAUCAAGGCCCAUUAAACCCGGAGAUAUUUUGCCUCCAGAGAGUGGAAGGGAGGUCGCCAAAGAGCUUGGCUUCCCAUACUACGAGACAAGCGUUUUCGAUCAGUUUGGCAUCAAGGAUAUCUUUGAUAAUGCCAUCCGAGCAGCCCUCAUUACCAGACGCCACCUACAAUUCUGGAAGUCCCACCUGAGGAAGGUCCAAAAGCCACUGUUGCAGGCACCAUUUCUGCCACCCAAAGCCCCUCCACCACUUAUUAAGAUCCCUGAGUGCCCAACCAAAAACCGGGAUGGCCCGAAGCAGCUUCUUGAGAACCCCCUGUGUGCUGAUGUUAUGUUCAUCAUUCAGGAACACAUCCACUUGUUUGCCCACAGGAUCUACCUGUCUACCUCAUCCUCCAAAUUCUUCGACCUCUUUCAUAUGGACUUCUCAGAUGAGUCCCAGUGCUUGGUGGUAACUGAGCGUCACGGGCGGGAUCAACUGAUGCGCACACUAAGCCUGGACACGGAAGAGGACAUCACCGUUCUCCCCAAUCUUUCACCUUGCUCGCUCAGGGCAUCCAAGAGUGACGGAACCCUCAAGAUGAUGAGUUUCAGUGGGAUGCACCGGCGCACCAAACUGUCUCUGGCCUCUUGGAGCAAGGCCUUCCAGAGCAUCCACAAGGAGAACGGGAUCAAUCCGAUCACAGGUGCACCAGCUCUCAUGACUGUCGUCAAGAUGGAUCAUUCCAUCCACCAUGGACCAUUCAGUGCUGUCCUACGCUUCCUCUACACUGGUGAGCUGGAUGAGAAGGAGAAGGACCUGAUGAAGAUCGCCCAGAUCGCAGAGAUCCUAGAAGUGUUUGAUCUUAGGAUGAUGGUGGAGAACAUCAUGAACAAUGAGGGCUUCAUGAAUCAAGAGAUCACAAAAGCGUUCCAUGUGAGAAAGGCCAACCGAAUCAAAGAGUGUCUCGCCAAGAAUAACUUCACAGAUGUGGUGUUCAGGUUGGAUGAUGGCACCAUUAACGCCCACAAACCACUGCUGAUCUCUAGCUGUGACUGGAUGGCUGCCUUAUUUGGGGGCUCUUUCAUGGAGAGUGCAAAUGAUGAGGUCUCAUUCCCCAACACCAGCAGGGUAUGUAUGCAGGCAGUGCUGGAGUAUCUCUACACCAAUCAGCUGUCGCCCAUGGCAGACCUGGACCCAAUGGAGCUAAUCGCCCUGGCCAACAGACUGUGCCUUCCACGGCUCAUCGCCCUGACAGAGCAAUACGCUGUGAGCGAGUUAGUAAAAGCAUCUAAAGAUGGACAGGAAAUUGAUGGAGAGGUACUCAUCUAUCUAGAGCUUGCUCAGUUCCAUAAUGCUAAUCAACUCGCUGCCUGGUGUUUACACCACAUCUGCACCCAUUACAACAGGAUAUGUGCCAAUUACCGCAAAGAGAUCAAGUCGAAAUCAGCAGAAAACCAGGAAUAUUUUGAGAAGCACCGCUGGCCUCCGGUCUGGUAUCUGAAAGAGGAAGAUCACUAUCAGCGGGUGAAGAAGGAGAGAGAGAAGGAGGAUGUGGUGUUGAAUAAACAUCACUCACGAUGGCGCUGGUGUUUCUGGAGCACGUCCCCUGCUGUUGCUUGAGUCCGUACCCUCUUGUUUAUUUUUAAAGCUCUUAUUUUCCUUUUUUUCUAUUUUGCGAAGAUGAAACAGGCCACUCUAAAUGAGCAUUCUGUGUGAAGCACAAUGUCUAAUCAAUGCUGGCCAUUGAAUCUAUGGAGGUGACGUAGGCCUAUUCCUUAUGGUGUAAUAUUUGUUUUAAUAGUCGAGCUGCUGUGUUGGACUUGGUUGUGAUCUGACUGUGUUAGAAGCAUAAGAAUCUUAAAACACUAAGAGGAUUAAGGAGUGUUUUUUCUUGGCUUUCCUUUUUCACUUAGGUGCUAUAUACUGUAUAUUUGCAUUAACACAUUUUCAACUGUUCAGUGAAAUCAUCUAAGUGGAAAAUGCUCAUUAUGCCACUAAUUCUGAGCACACGUAUUGAUUUGCAAAAUUUGCAUUGUACAAUUCUGCAUUCAGGCAAAUUUUGGGUAAUGUUGUAAGCCUGUUUAUUGGACAACUUGUGACCAAAAACUAAGAGCACUUGAGGUUGGGGCUCGCUGUUGAUUGUAAUAUAAUGGAUGUAGUUUGAUCAUUGUGAUCGUAAGAGCUUACAGCAUUCAGCCCUAUGUAUGAACAUCAGGGACAGGAACGCAUGGGUCAUUCUUCUUAUGCAGUACAUUUGAACUUUCUCAAAAAUGCAUGAUUGCAUUGCUAUAAAAGGAUAUGCUAGACUUUCAGAAAUAUAUUCUGGUAAAACUCAGGCACUUAAAAUGUAUGAAUUAU